AUGACUCCUGAAUCGAUUCUUGUCUACGGAGCACAACCAAUCUUGGCGAGUUUGAUCCCUGUUGUUACCCAUGAAAUCGGUCAAGCAUGGGGUGUGAAGGCAGAGUUGAAAAAGCUGGAGACUACCUUGACCACCAUUCGAGAUGUACUCAAGGAUGCCGAGAACCAGCAAGUAGAGAAGGAGGCUGUGAAAAACUGGUUGAGGAGGCUCAAAAGUGUUGCUUUUGAUGCAGAUGAUGUGCUUGAUGAGUUCAACUAUGAAGCUUUAAGACGUAAAAUGGAGAUCCAGAACCGAGGAAUGAUGGGAAAGGUACGCAAUAAUUUCUUCUCACGCUCCAACCCAUUUGCGUUUCGUCUUAAAAUGGCCCAUAAGCUUAAGGACAUCAAUGAAGUGUUAGAUGGCAUCAGAAAGGAUGCAAAUGACUUCAACCUUAGAGUACUACCGGAUGAGUACUCAUCAUCAUCAUCCAUGAUGAAGAACAAAACAGAGGACAGGCAAACCACCUCUGUUAUAGAUGAUUCGGAAGUGGUUGGAAGGGCAGAUGACAAAUCAGUACUAGUGAAUAUGCUUGUCAAGAGUACUUGCAAUGAUCAAAUCAUUUCGGUCUUCCCCAUUGUAGGAAUGGGGGGACUUGGGAAGACCACUCUUGCUCAAUUGGUCUUCAACGAUUUGUUGAUUGUGAAUCAUUUUGAUUUAAGAAUGUGGGUAUGUGUUUCUGAACAAUUUGAAGUCCCCAGACUUUUAAAAGAAAUCACAGAAUCAGCUGUUGCUGAUGGAACUAAAUUUGAUGUAUCAAACUUAGAUGUGACAGCACGUAAGCUCCAGGAGAUGUUGAUGGUUAAACGGUUUUUGCUAGUACUAGAUGAUGUUUGGAGCGACGAUCAUGAAAAAUGGGAUAACUUGAUAAAACACUUAAAAUCCGGGAGUGCAGGUAGCAAAAUUAUUGUGACUACACGUAGCAAUAAUGUUGCAAGGAUGAUGAUCCCAAAUCACACUCAUUAUUUGGGAAUAUUAUCAGAAAAAGAAUGUUGGUCUUUGUUUCAUCAAAGAGCAUUUAGAAAUGGAGGGCCACAAGAAACCCCGAACCUGGUGGAAAUUGGAGGGAGAAUUGUAAAAAAGUGUGGAGGAGUGCCUUUAGCAGUGAAGGUCGUAGGAAGCUUAAUGCACUACAAAAUGGAAGAAGGUGAAUGGUUGUCUGUGGAACAAGGUGAAUUUUGGAACUUACCAGAAGAUAGUAGUAGAAGAAUGAUGGGGAUAUUAAAGUUGAGUUACGAUCGUCUGCCAUCAAAUUUGAAACGUUGUUUUGUGUAUUGCUCAGUAUUCCCCAAGAAUUAUGAAUUUGAUAUAAAAAUGUUGAUACAAUUAUGGAUGGCUGAGGGAUUCCUUGGAAGCAAACAAAUGGAGGAUGUCGGCAAUGAAUAUUUCAAUAGCUUAUUAUUGAAUUAUUUCUUUCAAGAUGUGGAGAAGGACGAAUAUGGAGAUAUAGAGAAAUGCAAGAUGCAUGAUCUUGUACACGAUCUUGCACAAGUUAUUGGAAAGCUUGAAUAUUCCACCACGAAGCUCAAUAAUGUGGAAGAUAUUUCUGAUGAAGUUCGUGGUUUGUUACUUUUUUUGGAUGAUGAUGAUGAUGAUGAUGUGUUAGAAGGCCUAGAACCUCAUCCAAACUUGAAAAGUUUUUGGAUCCAAAACUUUGGCGGUGCAAAAUACCCUACAUGGAUGAUGGCAGCAAGUACUACUGGUUUGUCAGCAUACAAAAAUUUGAUUGAGCUCCAACUAGAAAAGUGCAAUGGAUUGGAAUAUGUCCCACCCAUGCUUGGGGAGCUACCCUUUCUUAGGGUUCUUUGGUUAAAUAGAAUGGAAAAGGUCAAAUGUAUUGAUCGGGAGUUCUAUUAUAGCAACACCAACAACAACAGUUUGUUGCCUUCAUUUCCAUCUCUUGAGAAAUUGUGGCUCAACUCAUGCCCUAAGUUGAAAAUCAUGCCAAGUCAAUUCCCUUCCCUCAAAUGCUUGAUGUUUUGGAAUACAAAUAAGAUGGCACUUAUAAGGUCAUUUUCAAGUAAACUUAUCUCUUCUGUCAAGGAUCUUGAAAUUAGAUUUUGUGAAGAACUCAAGUCGGUGCCGGAGAGGUUGCUACAAAACAGUGCACAUGUUCUUGAGAGCAUGGAGUUCUAUAACUGCGACAAGCUUGAAACAAUUUUUCCAAGUAGUCAAGGAGGACGACAAGAGGGAUCAACUCCCUUGCCCACACCCCUAGUCUUUCCGUCUCUUAAAUCAUUGGAAAUAUAUAACUGUCCUCUUUUAAAGUCUUUGCCAGACUUAAGGGGAAUGACUUUUCUUCGAAAGUUGUGUUUGACUGACUUUAAGGAAUUGAAGUCACUACCAGAGGGAUUGCACCGGCUCUCCAUGCUUGAGUUUUUAUACAUUGAGAGAUGGGUGAUUGGGAAUGGCAACACUGCCAAAUUCUGGUAUGAUAAAUGGAUUGGAAGUGAUAGUGUUGAAAAUCUCCUACUUCCUUAUCGCAUUCCAAACAAUCUAUUGGCAACAGUGGCAGACUUUAGAGAAGAUGGAGAUUGGUCACUUCCAACGGUCCAAAACCCCCAAUUACAGCAGAUUUUUGAUAAAAUUGUGGAGAGUGUCAUCUCUUGUACCAACAGAGAUGAUAAGUGGUUCUGGGCUCACACAAGUACUGGGUUUUUCUCGGUAAAAUCUGCCUGGGAAGCCACUAGAGUAAAGGCAGCAAAACCGAGCUGGGUCUUGGAGGUUUGGGAUCGAGAUCUCCUCCCUAGAACAUCCAUUUUUGGCUGGCGAUUAGUGCAUGAUGCUCUCCCAACUGAUCACAAUGUGAGGCGUAAAACUGUUCCUGUAGUUUCUCGAUUUUACCUCUGUUUUGCAGCUUGUGAUUCCAGCUAG
Messenger RNA from Telopea speciosissima, 2910 nucleotides. RefSeq names its product putative disease resistance protein RGA3. Lineage: Eukaryota; Viridiplantae; Streptophyta; Magnoliopsida; Proteales; Proteaceae. The transcript is spliced from 4 exons. The record is from RefSeq and is a predicted model, not a curated record. Gene Ontology annotation, biological process: defense response to other organism. Gene Ontology annotation, molecular function: ADP binding. The coding region runs from base 1 to 2910 and encodes 969 amino acids.